AAUUAUUCCUUUUCUUUUCUCCAUUGUUUAGAAUUUUUUCCUAUUUUAUCGUCCUUGCAGUGAUUGCUUUAGAGAUUACAAAAUGCCCCUUGACUUAACAAAGCUUAAUAUUAAUUGCUAAAAGUCGACAAAUGGGAACUAAACUAAAGAGCUUCUGUACAGCAAAAGAAACUGUCAAUCAACAGACAGCCUACUGAAUGAGAGAAAAUAUUUGCAAGCUACGCUUCUGACAAACCUCCGAUAUCCAGAAUCUAUAAAGAACUUACAUUUACAAGCAAAAACCAAAAACCCCAUUAAAAAGUGGGCAAAGGACAUAAGCAGACACUUUUCAAAAGAAGAAAUACAUGCAGCCAACAGGCAUAUUAAAAAAAGUUCAACAUCACUGAUCAUUAGAGAACUGCAAAUCAAAACCACAGUGAUGGGUGGAAGGGGUGUCAGGUGCCAUGUCUGGCUACAGAGGUGGCAAGAAGAACCUUCUGAAACAGCCCAAGAAGCAGGCCAAGGAGAUGGACAAGGAAGAUAAGGUUUUCAAGCAGAAACAAAAAGAGGAGCAGAAGAAACUUGAAGAGCUAGAAGGGAAGGCCACAGGGAAGGGGUCCCUGGCCAGAGGUGGAAUUAAGAAACUGGCAAAAAAUAAGCUAUUCCUUGUGCUUGAAGAGAUGAUGACCCUUGAUUUCAUUUGUAUUUAAACAUCUGUAUUCCUUGCCAUAACAUCUUUUGCCACCUAUAGCUGGAAUGA
This is a messenger RNA of Callithrix jacchus (white-tufted-ear marmoset), 739 nucleotides long. The record is from RefSeq and is a predicted model, not a curated record. NCBI's taxonomy places the organism in Eukaryota, Metazoa, Chordata, Mammalia, Primates, Cebidae.